GAUGCACUAUUGUAAAGUGGCUGUUCCACUGGAUGUCAGAAGGUGAAUUCACCAAUUUGUAAGUCGCUCUGGAUAAGAGCGUCUGCUAAAUGACUUAAAUGUAAAUGUAAAUGUAAAUAAAGUUUGAUUCCAUUCAAACAAUUGUGUUACCUGCUUUUGUGUCUGUUUUCAGGUCCUGGCUAAGGUUCUCCAGUAAAUCACCCCAGUCCUUAAUGUCUCUGACAUGAGGUCUAAAGUGCUAUACUGCUUUGAUGAGGGGAACACAGGGUUUAACAGCUUGUCGGUAGCUGGUCUAGAGGCCUUCAUCAAGGAGCGGGAACUUGCGGUGAUGCAGAGGCUGAGAGGGAAGGCAGUCCAGGCCUCAGAGGAGACGUGGGAGGCCCACAGAAUAAUCUACCAGGUACAUCCAUUCAAGAUUCUGUUUAAGUUCAGUGACUGGUCCUGUCUAUGAAUGUGCAGUGCUUUGGAAGGUGAACAGCACAGAAGGUUAAGGUCCUCUAACUGGAGACGUGUUUCAGAUGUGGGCCAGACUUUGAUGGUGAGCCGUCUGGCUCCCUCUCGCUGACCAGACAGGUCUGAAACAUCCUGUUCCAGAUCUCUCCUGAACAUUUCAAGGGUGAAAGUGGUGGAGACGGCCCUAGCUGACUGGGCCCUAGCUGACUGGGCCCUAGCUGACUUGGCCCUAGCUGACUUGGCCCUAGCUGACUUGGCCCUAGACAUCAUGUGUCUGCUGAUGAAGGACCAGUGGAGCUGGCUGUGCACCGACAACAUCCCGGAAGACUAUCCGGCUGCUGUUUGGAACCCUCAUGGAACCCUCAUUGACAGAUCUGCUCUCAGAAGUGCUGGGCUCGGACAAAUACAAACUAAGCCAGCAGACUGCACUGGAAUCUCUGCAGAACCCUUACAUAAACAGACACUUGGUCUACUGUAUCUGGGACCUUUUCCUCAAGUUCCUCAUCCCUGAAACAUCUGAAAACUUUCAGAAAACCCUGCUGCAAAGUCUCUCCGAAAACGCAGAGAAACUACCACCAUGAAAGUUGUGGGAGCAAUACUGGUGUACACACACACACACACACACACACACACACACACACAAGUUUAAUCAACUGUCAGUGAAUAGCCCUCGAUGAAAGUCCAGCCUAAUGUAUCUGUAACGGCUUUCUUCCUGGGAAGGAGAGGACCAAAGCGCAGCGUGGUGAGUGUUCAUCUUAUUUAAUAAUAAAUACAAACUGAACACUUCAAAUACAAAAUAACAAAUGUGGCAAAACCGAAACAGUCCUAACUGGUGCAGAAAACACAAAGACAGGAAACAACCACCCACAAAUCCCAACACAAAACAGGCUACCUAAAUAUGGCUCCCAAUCAGAGACAACGACUAACACCUGCCUCUGAUUGAGAACCAUAUCAGGCCAAACACAGAAACAGACAAACUAGACAUCCAACAAAGAAUGCCCACUCAGAUCACACCCUGACCAAACAAAACAUAGAAACAUACAAAGCAAACUAUGGUCAGGGUGUGACAGUAUCUGGAUAAAUUCCAUUAUUCAUGUGUCCCCACCUUUAACUCUGACAUUUUGGACCCGAGGUCAUCCGGGUCUGUCUCUGAUUUAGUCCAUAACAUUUGUGGGUCUCAAACAUCGGCCACACAUCCGGAGCAGCUUUGAUUACCCAACACCUGUUUUCUGUUUGAUCAGAAUACGUGUCUGAUCUCCAAAAGCCCAAACACACGCACGUGUGGGAAAAGCUGCCUUCCCAAACUUCCCAAAUCCAUCCUUUUUCCUGCUUCCUAAAGCCUCCAGCUUUGGACCAAACUCAUUUCAGAUUUACUCCACACCAACAUGAUCCCUUGUGGUCUUUCUAUAUUCUAUUGGAGAAGUCCAAUUAGAUUGUUUCCCCACAUCAGGCUUACUGUGUCGUGCUUUGCCCUUUCGGGAUGACUUGCCUAUGUGUUCCCUGUUAUAUGCCGCUAUUCCUUUUGAUCCCUUGGCCCUACACCAAGCUGCACAUGUGCUGUGUUGCAUUCAUCCUCUACUCCCUUACUCCUGAGGCCUGGCUCGUACUGAUAUGGUCCACGGACAUGUUUCUGUUGAAAUGGUCACUCACACGUUUUGAACUUAUGAUGAAGGCCACUGCAUUUUAAAGCGCUUGAUAGCCACUUUUCCCAUGGAUCUGACAAGGUUGUUUUAAUUAAUAUACUCUACAAGUACAUGCAAUUUUCAGUGGUCUCUCUGCUACUUUUUAAAAUGAUGAUACAUUUUAUGAGUACCACCAACACAGUGAAUGGGAAAAUGGAUUUAAAGGGAACUCCCUCAACUGGUGAUUUGCUGAAUGUGCUGGAGGGCUGUGAUUGAUUAAUGGCCUAUAAUGUAAAUGUUGAUGUAUAGCGUUUAUAAUUUCUUUGAAAGUAGUAGAGAGCCCACUCUGGAAAUGUGAUGUUUUCAACGAGUAUAUUGUUCCAAACAAUAUGUUUAAAAAUGAGCUAAAUCAAAAAGGACACUUUUGAGAUAUUAAUGUGAAAAAAUGUAUUUCAGAUUAUAGCCAUAAUGAAUAUUUCAGAGGAGUAUAAUGACAUCAUGAUGUCUGUACCAUAUACCGUUUACGGAUCAUAGGGUCUUACAGGAGGCAUGUAUAGGUAGGUCUAAAAAGGGCCGAAAAUGGCCACUUUUCUCAAAAAGCUUGUUACACAUCCUUCCUCCAAAUUAAGUUUUUAUGCGAGAAUUGCCAGAACAAUCUGAGAUGCCCAAAAUAUUUUUGGGCCAUGCUAAUGUGUAAUCGCCUAUCUAUGUCUAACCUAUGUCUUUGAAACUGGCACAAAGACUUCUCAACAUUGCAUGAAACAAGAUGUUCACCGUGUUUAACAAUCCCCACUCUUACUGAUGCUUAUGAAUGCCUUUAAAUGUGUACGGUAGGGCUGAUGCCAGGUAAAGCUCAUGCAGGCAGCAUAGUAGCAUACAUCUCAUGUCAGAGGUCUAAUACGUCCAACACAAUCUGCUGCACUCAACUUUGUCUUAAAAUAAUAUACGCCAUUCUUUAUUUCUGUAUUCUUGUUAACGUGAUUGACUUAUUUGAUUGUGUCUAUAACUUAUUUGUUUGACUGUAAUAAUGCCUUCUGUGAAAAUGUAUAUUGAUCAAAAAUAAUGAGAGGGAUACCAGUAGUACAGAAGAGAAGGAUAUGAAUACCUGUAGGAAAUGCUUUUAAAUUGCCUUAAACGAUGGUUGGAAGAGGUCUCGUCUGUCUUUACUAUGGAGUCUGUGGACAUGCCUUUUGUAGAUCGUGUCAUAAAGUAGUAGCAAACCCCAGUGACAAGGCGUGUUCUAAUGUUGUGCUGAAUGUUGUGUACUGUGAUGUUUAUUCCCUCCUGAACACAUUCCUAGCUGUUACCUCUGUUCCUGUUGAAUCCUUUGUGAUGAACAUUAGGGUGAGCUUGCAUUCUGCAAGACCAUUGUCCUGUCCUCAAAUGUAUCACGUCACAUGAAAUGUUCAACACGUAACUCAUUUUAAAAAAUUCUGAGUGCUUUUCUCACAUGGAACACACUGCAAAUCUGGAAGUUUGUUACGUGGCUUUUGUUCCAAGUUGUUCGAGUACUGAAUUUUUGUUGUUGUGUCAAAUUAUAUUAUGUCCUCUGUAUGGUGCCAUUUAUAGACACAAUAAUAUGUUUGCCCUCACGAUAAAAAUAAGUUAUCAGUGAUUAACUAACUUACAGAAGAGGUAUUGUUUGUCAUUUGUUUGGUUUCUCGUCAGAAGGGUUCUGCUUGCAAUAUCUACUAGUCUCGCCGUUUCCCAGUAACUUCCCUUUUGUCAACACCAAAGCUCUUUCUCAACUGUAUUUUCUCGAUUCCUCUUGUCCUCUCUCCUUGCCUCCUCAAAGCACAUUGGAGGAGAAGGUCAGAGGGGAGGGAGCUAGGAAUCGAGAAAAUACCAUUUACCACGUGUCUGAUUUGACAUUACUAUCCCAAUUCAGUUUACACCAGUCAGACUUUGGGUGCCAUUUUACAUAUUAAUGCUUUGAAUGUGACUCUUUGUAACUCUGUCAGUGUGGUAUAACUGGAAUCACAGGGUUUUACAUUUGCUGGUGUCGAUAAUUUCCAAAACCUAUAAAAUUACCAAAAUUUGA
Messenger RNA from Oncorhynchus masou masou (cherry salmon), 4116 nucleotides. RefSeq names its product sorting nexin-19-like. The coding region runs from base 807 to 1034 and encodes 75 amino acids. The transcript is spliced from 7 exons. Gene Ontology annotation, cellular component: intracellular membrane-bounded organelle. Gene Ontology annotation, molecular function: phosphatidylinositol binding. Lineage: Eukaryota; Metazoa; Chordata; Actinopteri; Salmoniformes; Salmonidae. The record is from RefSeq and is a predicted model, not a curated record.